AUGAAUACUGCCAAAAUACAGUUCUUUCCAUCCCAUAGUUGUUUAGCCUCAGCAAAGUUACCCAUUGGACCACAAACUUGGAUUGAUGUUGAGUCCAUUAAGAGUGCAACCUUCUUUAGUUCAUUAGGUUCAUAUAAUAAUGAUUAUAAUUUUAAAUAUUCAAUCGAAUCCGAUCAAUGCGAACCAUUCUUGAGAGAUUUUAAUCAUCAUAUAUAUUGGUGUGCAUCUACAUCAAUUUCAUUUUAA
Heterostelium album PN500 is the source of this 246-nucleotide messenger RNA. RefSeq lists its product as uncharacterized. The transcript has 3 exons. The record is from RefSeq and is a predicted model, not a curated record. NCBI's taxonomy places the organism in Eukaryota, Evosea, Eumycetozoa, Acytosteliales, Acytosteliaceae. Bases 1 to 246 code for a protein of 81 amino acids.